AGCUUUUUUAUUUUAGUUGAUUGUAGUGUAUCUGUGAAGCCUCUGUGUAUCUAUUACUAUGCACAGCUAACAUAACGGUUGUUCUUCAAUAAUCACAAUGCAUUCUCUUGUGCCCACUGGAUUAUUAUGAGGAGAUCUUUGCUCAUGUUACAUGAAGUGAUAAGUGCUGCUUUUCUAUGCUAUGUGCAUGUAUGCGAGUGCGAGGGGAAGCCCUCUUGAAUAACACGUUUUCUGAUUGGAUAGAAUUGAGUGACGUCAUGUUUAAGGAAUACGGAAGUUCCCGUUACUCAGGUAUUUGACGAAUAGCGCGAAAUUUCGAAGCUGGUUUACUGAUUAAACUCAUGGCUGAAAGUUACCCAAAGUCCAAACUUAAACGAAAGAAAGCAUCAGUCGAAGAGCGCAAACCGGACAUAUCGUCGGGGGGAGCGACACCGACGGGUCAUUCAGCGUUGUUCUCCGGUGGCAUUACAUCAGAGAACGUUGGGUCAGUGCCUUGUGCAACAGCGUGGUGGAACAGAGAGCAGCUGCCUGCUGUGGAGAGUUUGUGGGCACUGACGUUGAAGUCUGCUCUUCCCCUCCAGGUGGACCAGAACUGGGACCGGGUUCCUGAUCUCCCACCUCCAUCUACAGUGAGACCCACAGCACUAAAGUUAAAUGAACAGCUGUGGUGCGACUUCAGUGAAGAGGUCGGCCCUUUCCCUGUGACCGCUCCACCUCCUCAGAAGACUUCGAGUCCACAUUCUCUGAGGCUCAGCUCCUCCCAGCAGGAUCUCUUGGCACUGACUGAACCUGUACCAGACCUGCCUGACAGACAGCUGUCCUCUCACAGCAGGCAAAGCCACGAUGGCGAAACAACAUCCCUUCAAACUCUCACCAAACGACCGCAGCCAUCCCUCCACAGCUGGGAGGAGACAGCAUCAUCAACAGGAUGCACAAGUGUUGGGGGAAGAGAGGGGAGGACAGGAGGAGAGCAAGGAGAACCCAAGACCGGACCUGUGAACAGAUGGCUUCUUACAAACCAGAUGAAGGUUUCUGACAACCAAGUUUUUCUGCAGAAGGAAGGCGAAAAUAAAGAGGAGGUGGAUGAGGACAACACGAAAGAGGAGGUGCAGGGGAGUUUCAGAGGAGCAGGAGCAGCAGCAGCAGCAGCAGCAGGAGGAGGAGGGUUGCAAAGCUGCCCCAUGUGCCUGCUGGUGUUCCCUGUUGGGUUCAGCCAGAUGGACUGUGACGGCCACCUGGCCCAGUGUCUGUCGGAGAUGAAUGUGGACAUGACCUGGUGACCCUGCUGUCAUGUUUCAUCUCACUCGCUUUAGACACCAGAUCUGAAAUAUACCUCCUCUCGAAUUUGUGUACUUGGCCUGUAAUGCCUUUGAUUCCAGCUGGUCAAGAGGAUCUGCAAAUUAGAAUGACAAUCCAACCUGCCUGGUCCUCUGAAAGAUAAGAGACCAACGUGGAACUGAGCCACAUCCCCCUAACAGGCACAAACAUGCAUUAGACUGACUCGUACACCAUCAGGUCCACUGUCAAUUAGACAAAGCUGAAACCAUUUCACAACGUGCGCCCAGCCUGAAUGUUAUUAACAUUCAGCGGAGUUAUCAUCAUGUGAUGUUGUUGAAAUAAAUGAUUUCAGUCACUGAAGUUUUUGUUUCGUGUGUAUAAAUGGCUUGUGUCUCAUGUAAUGUGCAGCAGGGGAGCCCAUUCCACUGCACUGGGAUUUUGCAGAUAUUUUACACAUCAUUUCUGUUGCCCCACCUUAUUACAGACUAAAAGGUCCCCUCAGGAAUAUUGGUUUCUUUUCUGAAGUACACAAAGUGUAUUUUUUUUAAAUUUCCGUUUGUGUUAAGAUUAAUCCAACGAGCUACAACAUAUUAACCAACUGAUGCAGACAUGUUGGUAGGUUAGUUUUUGAACUUGGGACAGAGCCAGGUGAAACACUUCCAGGCUUGAUGCUAAGCUAAGCUAACUAUAUCCUCACUCCAACUACUAACUGAAUGAGCCUGAUAGUGAGCAUUGCAUUCCAAUCUCAGAAAACAUGUAAAUCAACUACAAUAUUUAGUUAAAUGGAUUCAGAAGGACAGUUAUAAUAGCUCAAAUAGCUAUAAUAGAACAAAAUCAAUGCAAAAAUACUUUAGUUGCAGAGCUUGCCUUCCUACCAUACUCAAUUAAGAAAAUUAAUUAUUUCAAAAAUAUCACAAUCUCUGCAACUCUGACAGCCUGGUGGAAAGCAAACAAAACUACUAAAUCAUCAUUAACACCAUGCAGAUACACUCCAAUUUGGCACAGCCCUGACUUUCAAAUUCAUAAUAAUCCCAUCUACUUUCCAGCAUG
Molecule: messenger RNA, 2328 nt
Organism: Monopterus albus (swamp eel)
Lineage: Eukaryota; Metazoa; Chordata; Actinopteri; Synbranchiformes; Synbranchidae
Product: FA core complex associated protein 20
Exons: 5
Coding region: 342-1280 (312 amino acids)
Cellular component (GO): Fanconi anaemia nuclear complex
Molecular function (GO): ubiquitin binding
Source: RefSeq, a predicted model, not a curated record